Molecule: messenger RNA, 1542 nt
Organism: Sclerotinia sclerotiorum 1980 UF-70
Lineage: Eukaryota; Fungi; Ascomycota; Leotiomycetes; Helotiales; Sclerotiniaceae
Exons: 2
Coding region: 1-1542 (513 amino acids)
Source: RefSeq, a predicted model, not a curated record
AUGCCCUUCGACCUCGAAUCCCAGGGCCCCACCACCCUGCAACUCUCCCCUAUAAAUCAUACCACCAACCCCGAUCAUCUCCUCCUCCCAACCCCCACCUCCCGUCUUACCGCGCACUUCUCAACAAGCACCUACGCCCCCAACACCCUUCUCCUCUCCACCUCCACCUCCCUCUUCCCCGACAAACCAUCUCUCGGGCCCAUCCCCCCCGUCAUAAAAUCCCGCAACGGAAAUCUCUUCUGGGCAGACGAAGCCUGCGUUCGUCGUGUCGGUCUCACUUUACACGAAGCACGUCUAUUUCUACAGUUACAGAAUGGAAAUUAUAAUUACCGGGAAUAUGUGGAAAUGUUCCAUAGUUUCGGAGAAGAAAAGAAGCAUUUGGAGGAAAGACUCAAGGAGUUACAAUGGUGGAGAAUGGAGAGGAGGAGGGUUUGGGAGAAGAGGGUAGAGUGGUUGGGAAGGUUAGAGGAACCGAGACUUUGGUUGCUCUAUUUGAUGGCAAGGAGGAGGAGGAUUUUGUUGGUAGCUUGCAGGAGGGUUUUGAAGAGGUUGAGGGAGAAGAGGGAUGCGAGGUUGAAGGGACAGGUAGUGGGAGAGGAGAUGGAGACGGGCGAGGAAGAGGGGCGGGAAUCGCAGAGGAAUUCCCAGGCUCUGACGAUUGCUUGCUCAAUGGUUUCGAGGGGUUCGCAGACGUCACGGGAAAAAGAAUUCAAGCCGGAGAAAUCAUGUCCAAUGAGAUCAGAAGGCACACAAACCGGGGAUUUAGCUCUGUCAAAACCUGAACCCUCUUCAAACAUAACUUCUCAUCCCACUUGUCGCCCAGCAAGCACACAUUCGCGUCAUUCACACUCCCAUACCUGUCCCGUCUUUGCACAUCCCUACUCCGCAACUUCUUCAUCAAUUCAAAGCCUCACCUCGCUCUUCCUUCCCCCACAAACGCCCUACCUAAUCCUCGGUUACUUCCCCACCACCUCCCUCGAUCCACACGAAACCUAUUUACCCUUACCCACCCCAACAACACUCUUCUCCUCACUCCAUCGUGCCGAGCACUCUCUUCGGGGAUAUCGAAGGUUUUUCUCUCUUAAAUCUCUCGCCGGCUUCGGAUUGUACAAGUGUGAUAUUGAAAAGGGAGCACAUGUCAAGGUAAUGUUGAGGGAAGAGGAGAAAAUGAUAUUGAGGAGAUUUUAUGCGGCUUAUAAGGGGAAGCUGGUUAGAGGGCUACCUGGUUUUGCGACAGAAGAGUGGGAUGAGGAUGUUGGAGAGGCUUGGAUGAAGUGGGUGGGAAGCAAUUUGAAUGGGGGGAAGGAGGAGACUGGAGAGGAAGCGGGGGGUCCUUUGGAGGGAAGAUGGAGUUUGGAGUGUCCAUAUCGACUCAGCGCCGUCGUAAUAACUCCAUUGCUUCUUAGUUUGAUAGUAGGAGUUUGGUAUAUGCGAUCAAAUGGGGAUGUAAUCACAGCUUGGACCUUGGCAUUGUACAUUGUGACGGCUGCUGCGGCAAUAGUUGCGCUGUUGGGAAUAAUUGGUAGUUUGAAGGACGUUUAA